CUCCUUCACAAAGCUCUCGAAUCACCAUCGGAGGCGUCGGCGCAUCGUUUGUGGCACCAGCGCUGCAGCCCUACACAUCAGAGAUCAUCGCAAACAUGGCGUCCCCUCCAUAUGCCGCGUCGCCGUCGGCCAUUUCGCCUCCUUACUCGUCACCGGUGCAGAUUACAAGCAAGAAACGAACGUCAACGAUGGAUGUCAACAUGCCGCCUGGAAAGCGCAGAAAGAGCUCCAUCGUCUCGCAGCCCCCGACUCAUCCCCUACGGCAGACGUCAUUCCCACCGGAGGCCGGCUCGCCGUAUCCAAGGUCGCCGUCGGUCGAUGCGACCUCGCAUGUCAGCGGCAGCGUGGUCAGCGCGACGGCCGGGAGGAAAAAGCGUGGCAGAAGGUCAAAGAACGCAAAGGGCGAUGAUUCUACAGAGAAGACGCCGAGCCUAGUGGGAGGCAAGGCACCUACGACAGCGAGCGGCCAAGGCGGCGAUAAGGAACUGGAGGACGAUGAGGACGACGACAAGGCCGAGAUGGCGCUGGAGGAUGCGGUCGCGCGGACACAGGAGCAGAAGCAAGAAGAAAUAAGAUUGAGGGCUAUGCUCGUGGAGGCGUUUGACCCGCUGCAGUACGAUCGAUAUGAGUUUUGGCGAGCGGCAAAGCUGUCCGAUGCGGUUGUAAAGAGGGUUGUCAAUGCAACUGUCUCGCAAUCGGUGCCUCAGAUGGUGGCCACGGCUGUCAAGGCAGUGGCUAAGCUUUUUGCCGGAGAGAUCAUCGAGGGCGCACGAAACGUCCAGGCGGAGUGGAUUGUCUCUGGAGAGAAGCAGAGCGACCUGCCAACGCCGCCACCGUCAACCGAGGAGGCAGAGAACGAGGAAGAAGUCGAUCUCAAGAGGGGCCCACUUCGACCGGACCAUUUGCGAGAGGCAUGGCGGCGUUACAAACUGUGUCACGAGAGUCGAGGAGUAGGGGUCCAGCAAUUGUGGCACGCGCAACAGGGGACUGGGGUGGAAAGAUUUUCAACAAGGACGCGGAAUAGGCUGUUUCGGUGAAAAAAAAAAGGCGCUUGUUUUUGCUCCGGUUGACAUGCUAGCGUGGC
This is a messenger RNA of Trichoderma asperellum CBS 433.97, 1084 nucleotides long. The record is from RefSeq and is a predicted model, not a curated record. Lineage: Eukaryota; Fungi; Ascomycota; Sordariomycetes; Hypocreales; Hypocreaceae.